Messenger RNA from Exophiala spinifera, 1440 nucleotides. RefSeq lists its product as uncharacterized. The transcript is spliced from 9 exons. Gene Ontology annotation, molecular function: amino acid transmembrane transporter activity. The record is from RefSeq and is a predicted model, not a curated record. Gene Ontology annotation, biological process: amino acid transmembrane transport. Lineage: Eukaryota; Fungi; Ascomycota; Eurotiomycetes; Chaetothyriales; Herpotrichiellaceae. Gene Ontology annotation, cellular component: vacuolar membrane. The coding region runs from base 1 to 1440 and encodes 479 amino acids.
AUGACUACCGAAAAGACCGACAGCACGGUGAAUCCCGUGGAGAGUGACAGCCUACGGGGUGAGGUUCUCGAGGAUGACGGCGAAGUGUUUAAGAACAAUGCGGAACACGCGAAUUUUCGGGCCCUGGGGCUGUGGGUAUCUCCUGAUUUCCGUGUUGCAAGUCAUGCACUGAUAGCUGAUGAAAGGAUCCCAACUAUCAUUGUGCUCAUCAAGCUCUGCUUCGCCACAGGGGUGUUGUCAAUUCCUGCUGCCCUCGGGGUGGUGGGCUAUGGGCCAGGUGUCGUCCUUUUGGCACUCUGGAGUGCAUUGACUAUGUAUUAUGCCUUUGUGAUGUACCAAUUCCGGAUGAAGUACAAAGGCAUCCACAACAUCGUCGAUGCUGCGGCACUCAUGGGAGGACCGAUUGCACGAGAAGCCACUGGAGCUCUGUUCCUUUUGACUUGGACGCAAGUUCUCCCCUAUCACCUCUGCACUGGCUCCGGCUUCGUUGGGUUGUCGCAAGGUCUCAAGAUCCUCGCCAAUGGCAAAGGGUGCAACAUCGUCUGGACCCUGAUCGCGGCCAUUGCCACUGGAAUACUUUCAAGCAUUCGGACUCUCGGGAAGCUGGCUAUCCUUACUUGGAUUGGCUUCGCCAGUAUUUUUACGGCCGUCUUCAUCGUAGUGGUUGGCGUAACAACCAUCGACAGGCCUGCUGCUGCGCCAAAAGAAGGCCCCUUUGACCUGGGUGUCAUCGCAGUUGGACAUCCUGGAUUUGUCGCAGGGCUCGUUGCGGCGCUGAAUCUUUUCUCUGGAUUUGGCUCGACCUCUACGUUCAUGCCUGUCAUGGCAGAGAUGAAAGUACCCAGAACUUUUCCAAAAGCGCUCUUUAUCUCCCAAGGCCUUUUAGUUGCCUGUUACAUUUCGUUUGGCCUGGUUGUCUACGUGUAUUGUGGAAUCUACGUGGCCAGUCCGUCUCUUGCAAGUGCGGGAGGGACGCUUGAGAAAGUGGCGUUUGGUAUCUCCAUCCCGGGGUUCAUCAUGACCUCGACGCUCUGGACCCACGUCGCUGCAAAGUUUCUCUUUGUUCGAAUCCUUCGUGGUUCUGAUCAUUUACAAAGCAACAGUGUAAAGCACUGGGUCUCUUGGCUGUCAUCGACUAUCUCCUUGACAAUCGUGUCCUUCCUCCUGGCAGAGGCUAUCCCAUUCUUCAGCUUGAUCUUGGGCCUCAUUGGAUCCUUGUGCUGUUCUCCAACCUGCCUGGUAAUUCCCGGUUGCAUGGGCCUCUACAUGCAGCGAGGAAACUACAAGUCCAGCAGAAAGAUCAUGGCACUUUGUACUCUGCACUGUGUCACUAUCGUUGGAGGCUCGUUCAUGGCCAUUGCGGGUACUUAUACAACCAUUCAGAGUAUUGUUGAUGCCUAUGCUUCGGAUUCAGUUGCGAAGGCAUUUAGCUGUUCAUGA